CCUGCCCGGCCGAGAGCAUCGCCUUCAAAGUGAACGCUUCCGAUCGAAUAUUCGAAGGCCGAGUCAAGUCGAAGAGCCCCGUCGACGCCAGUGGCAUGUACAACGUGACUUUCGGGGUGCACAAGGUGCACAAGGGGGAGGAGUCGGACCUGAAGAACCAGCACCAGGGCGUGCGCCUGCAGUUCCUGGACAAGGCGGCGGCGCCCGGCGCUGGCGGCGGCGGGGGCGGCAUCGUGGGCUGCCAGGGCGUCGGCAGCGUGGUGCGCGCCAACAUCCGCAACAACCCGCGCUACCUCGUCUUCGUGGAGCGAGUGGCGCCGCACGUGUUCCGGCCGCGCGCCGAGCCGCUCGUCAAGACCAAGCAGACCAUGCAGCAGGUGCGGAAGGCCAUCGCCUGCGGAGGCAUCUCUGUCCUUGAAAAAGUCUCUCAAAACAGUCGAGCACCCUCACCAAAUGAUGUGGAGUGCUCCAGAAGUUCUCAGCCUCUGCCCACCCCCGCCUCAUUGCAGAUGUCUUAA
Molecule: messenger RNA, 518 nt
Organism: Gryllus bimaculatus (two-spotted cricket)
Lineage: Eukaryota; Metazoa; Arthropoda; Insecta; Orthoptera; Gryllidae
Source: the annotation of a GenBank genome assembly